AUGGCGGGGAUUGACGAUCUGCUACCAUCCUCUGAUUCUGAGACCGAGGACGAAGAAAAUGAACAAGUGGAGGAAGCACUGUAUGAGCAGAAAGUGCCUCCCUUUUUGUCACAAGUUGUUAAAGAGGAGACACCUCUUUGCACUCAAGAAGAUGUGAAAUUGCCAGCCGAUGAAUCAAUAAUCAAAAUGGGUAGCUUCACACGAGAAUCGCUGUGGAAACCCAACAUAACCGAUAGCGUGAAGACCAGUCGAAAACUGACAUCAAUGGACGACGCAAUGGACAGGGAACGGUUCCUUUUGCGGAAAAUGGGGCAGGAUGAACUAGCAGAUCUGCUUUACAACAAAAGGGAUGUAAUAAGGAAACAUAUUCAAAAUGCUGAUGAGAUUAUUUUUAAUAAAGAUGAAGACAUAUCGAGUGUGCGCUCUUUUAUCGAGGAACGUUAUCGUCUCCAUUUCGGUCUGGACAGUAAUGGUCGUCCGAAAGCGCUUUCUCCAGAAGAAGAGGAGGAACGUGAUUUUCUCAUCGAUCACUCAACCUUUAUAGUCAAAGUUAUACUACGAAUGCACAACUUGGAACCAGAUGAUUACAAGGGUGAAAUCGAGAAUUUCCACAUGUUUGCCAAACUUGAGGUUUUCCGCGAAGAAAAAGCAAUUAGGGACAGUGAGCUGGAAGAGAUGGAUAAAGAGCGUCAGCAUAUAUUUUUUCGACGAAAAGCAAAGUCGGAGCAGUUGGCUCGAGCACGUGCUGGUGAGGAAAGCUCGGACGACGAUGCUGACGAUGUGGAGGAAGACGAUGACGAGCAGUCAGAUCGACAAGCAGCGAUCGAGAACGAGCUGUUGAAGCAGAUGAAGGGGUUGAAGUUGGACAUCAAUCCGGAACAAGUUGCUGUAUGUGUCUCCGAAAUGAUAGCAGCAAUGAAUAUUCGGUCAGCUCUUCCCGAUCGCGAACGAGCAUCGAGUCCACCUCGACAGCAAGAACUCAGCGAAGAUAAACCCACUAUAGACCUACCUUGGGUUAAUGAGGGAGAAGAUGGUGGUGACGAGAUUUUAGACGCUGGACCUCCCGAAGAAGUAAACCUCGUCGAAAUUGAUACCGAAGAGGCGAAGGGAAAACACGAAAUUUUGUUCGAUUGGUCUGGAGAGCUAUUCCCAGAUGAAGAGAAUGUGGCUUUGGGUGGAAAACGUCCGCUGGAUAUACUUGACACGCUUGAUUUCCAUCCGAAAAGAAGAGCUGUGGAAAAGGAUGGGCAAUUGGAACAAAAACCCAUGGAUACAGCUCCACCGCCUUCGCGAUUGCGAUCUUGCCUUACACAACAUCAUGAACUUCUUACUGAUGUAAAUGAGACAAAGCUGUCUGUUAAAGAACGAAUAAAGUGGCGCGAGGAGUUCGAGACGCAUUCGAAGAAGAAAAAAGUCGUGCGAUUCGUAGACUUUGAGGAUCCGCGGAACAAAUGCCGAUUCUACGUGCGACCACUUGACGAGGACAAGCUAGAUUAUCGUACACGAAGAGAAAAUCAGUUGAGAGAUGUCACAAAGCAAGCACAUUAUAAAGAUUACCCUCUAAGUCGUGGCCAUAACAUCAUUCGAAAACACCUGGGUAUGUCCGUCCCAACGUUCGCAUCUGAUUCUCAUAAUCCUGAAGAAUACAUGAAAAAAGUAGCGAAGGGAAAGGGCGGUGAAAGUCGUGUGGAAAGAUACUCAAUGAUGCAUCCUUCCAAAUUCUUACGCAUUGACGCUCGAGAAUCGAAAGCUCCAAAUGGAUUACGUCUACCGGCGUACCCAGGGAAAAAUGAUCCACAUAUUCCUAAUAUUUCGGUCGAGGCUCGUGCUCAUGAACUGUCAUGCUUUCGGUUGACUAUGCGACAAUUCCGACAAAAUCGAGCAGGAAUCACGGUAGCACGUCACCUCGACUAUGAGCCGAAAAUCGUUGCUGGAAUACUCAUACUAAGCGACGGCCUUUUGAAAAGCGUGGAAGGGAAGAAAUUGUCGAACGCUAUGCUACAUCUGUUUCAUCCAUCUCAAGGCGUUGAGGACAUACUCGAAGUGAUCGAUCGUUGCUCGUACGAGGAAUUGGAUAUUCGGCAUUGCGUACUCGCUUGGGGACACGACCUCGUCGCCUACUUUCAACAGAGCCCAAUUGUAGCGGCAGGACGGGCAGUGGCAGCUCUUGUCCAUCUUCGAGCAAUUUUUGAGAAAAAAAGGCACUUAUUCGAACAAGAAGGUUAUCGAAGAAGGAAUUUGCCGGUGUUUUGGUUGAUAACGAUCCCCGAGAUUGGAGAUUUCGCUAGACAUUUUGUUGUCUUCAAUAAAAUUAUACGCGCAUUGUUCUACAAUCACCCUCACUUUCGACUACUGGACUGGGCGCUGGAGGUAGGGUGUCGUAAGCCGAGUGAUAAACGCAAAAGUCCAUUCACGAAAACAGCUGUGGAAGAAAGAUUGGUCCAGCUUUUCGAUCUCUGCCGCCGGGAGCUGGAUCUUACAUACUUCAGAUAUUCACCACAGAGAAGAAUGGAUCGAAUGAUUUCGUGGCACAAAAAUGAUUACGACUGCGCGAUAGUAGCUGUAUUACGGACGUUGAACGACGACGAAGUUGCGUUGUAUCGCGUAAUGAGACGCAACGUUGGAGAAGAGAAGUUUGGCGGCUAA
This is a messenger RNA of Necator americanus (New World hookworm), 2646 nucleotides long. RefSeq lists its product as uncharacterized. The transcript is spliced from 26 exons. Bases 1 to 2646 code for a protein of 881 amino acids. The record is from RefSeq and is a predicted model, not a curated record. NCBI's taxonomy places the organism in Eukaryota, Metazoa, Nematoda, Chromadorea, Rhabditida, Ancylostomatidae.